This is a messenger RNA of Verticillium dahliae VdLs.17, 2214 nucleotides long. RefSeq lists its product as uncharacterized. The transcript is spliced from 2 exons. The record is from RefSeq and is a predicted model, not a curated record. NCBI's taxonomy places the organism in Eukaryota, Fungi, Ascomycota, Sordariomycetes, Glomerellales, Plectosphaerellaceae. Bases 923 to 1402 code for a protein of 159 amino acids.
ACCAUCACCACCAGGGAUUCUAUGCAGUCCCAUCCGCAGGCGACAGCUACAGCGCAUGCCAAAUCACCAUGCAUUGAAGCCGACAUGACUGCAUAUCCCAGCUGCUCUGGCCCCAAGGUUGGGCCUAUCACCGGUCAUAUGGAUCUACCCAUCUGUUACACCUCACAACCAUCAUGAUCAGGCCACCAAUCAUACUGCCAGGGCCGACAUGAACCCGUGAAAGAGGGCCGCCACUUGAAGUCCAAGGCGUUCUUGCCGUCCGCGGUGCACCUGGCCGUCCGCCUUAUAUUAGGUUCCUUGACAUACGUACCGCCUGUUCUGUCUCUUCCAGCCUGGUUCCCUUUUUGUCUUGCCGGAAAUAUCUCUUCAAUUUGCCCAGCUUUACUUGCUCUCCAAUUGGGGCCCAGUGGAUUUCGCAUAUGAACGGACAAUCGACUAUCAACGGCAAUAAUGUUUGGAAACCUUUCGUAUAUCGGCCGAAUACAUCUCAAUGGAUAGUCUACGAUACGCAAAUGAUCAGUAUAUUUUGGGGUGUUUCGACUUUUCUACACCUUUCCGCAUGAGGCUAUUAUUGGACUACUUCUUCCCGGGGCUUUCACUUGCCACAAGACUUGACAUAGCUCGAACUGUGUCCUUAGUGCGACAACAACUGCAUUCGAGAGUUGAGGAAGUCACUCAUUGUUUACCCGAAGCACGCCCAAAAACCCAUUCAGGAUCAUCAAGGGGCAGUAUAGACUUCACAGAGUUCAAUGCUCGCAAGCGUCGUUUCGUCCUUCAUCUAGCGGCCCGCAACCUCGGGCUGUCAUAUUCUAAAUCUGUUCUUCAGUCGGAUUCGGAUUGCUGGAGCGAAACAAUUCGCAACUUACUCAUGCGUCAGGACACCGAACUGUCGUCUCUUGAGCCAUACAACUCAUUAAGCAACAUGAAAUCAGCAGUACUACAUACCCCGUUUCUCACCUACCUAUGUGCGGUACUAGAGGCGCACCGGCAUGAUAAGACGGAAGGCCGCGUUAGGGAAUCAUUGGCUCAAGCGCUCUUAUCGUGGCUCAGACUAGUCAAGUACGCGGGUGUGAAUCUGCACACAAAUGGAAGCGAUGAGAGACAAAAGUGCAAUGAGACAGUUCGCAGAAGCCCUUUCUUGCACAUGAUAGAUAACCUCGCAAGGUCCUAUCAUAUUCGACUUAUCAACAUCGACUACGGUGCCGAACCGGAGGACUGGGUUCUGUGGUGGGCCAUUGAAUAUGAAGAACUUGCUGGAAUAUUCUGGAAUAUGGUGGAGAACCCCCAACUCUGCUUGCCAGGCAGCUGGGUUGAGGACGACGUUCUACAGCAUCAAGACCGGUGGAUUGGCAGCGCCGGAGACACUUUCAUGUGGGCCGGGACAUUCGUUGAGCCUCAGUAGAUGAGAUGUAAUCAAAUCUAUCUAUGCACCUUGUCGCGAAUCUGUGUCCUCCUCCAGCCUGAAGCCACCCAGCAUCUCUUGUCUUCUUCUCGUUGCGAGAGUCGACACAACAGCGUUAUGGCUGGUACGUCAUGUGCAAGGACGUGGCGUCCGAUGUGCCCCUCGGGAUUUGCUUCCAGGCCAGAAGCUUUGAUGCGCUGCUUCACGAACUUUCGGGCACGCGUCGCGAACCUGGUAUCCACGGGCAAUUUCUUGACCAACGAGGCUUCAAUCGUGGUUCUCUCAAUUGUAUUGGCCGUGAGCCAAUGUUCAUGGAUCUGACCCAAGCUCGUCUUCGUACUCGUCGUCCAAGGUAGGCACAUCCACGAGGAAUUGGGCGUCAUCAAGCUCCUCACCGUCGGCGAGGAAUGCAAAUGCUACAGGGAUAUUAUCCUUCAAGCCUUUGCUAACAGGCUUGUCAUCGUCGUCAAUCCGUAGUAUCUUCCAUCCUUGGCUGAGGUCGUUGACAUUGUUCGGUAGACCGUACACUAUUCGGACGUCAUCCGACGUCGGCACGGGGGUGACAUCGGACAAUGCCGGCGAGAUUUUGAGACCAUUCGGAAAGCGCUCACGCAACACCUCGAGUAGAGAUUUGUUGAUGGCGGAGAAGGACUGCAGGCUAUCGACGAAGAGGAGGAUUGUGUGUACGCCGUACUUGAAGCGGAUAGAGUAGUCCGUAGCAUCUACCUGCGACUGGGAAACUUUAGUACGGAGAUCGAGUAGGCGAUUGCGAGGGUUGCUCACCAUUCUUGCAACCUUGACCCAAGGGUCUC